Oryza sativa Japonica Group (Japanese rice) is the source of this 1447-nucleotide messenger RNA. RefSeq lists its product as uncharacterized. The record is from RefSeq and is a predicted model, not a curated record. Lineage: Eukaryota; Viridiplantae; Streptophyta; Magnoliopsida; Poales; Poaceae.
CUCCAAUUAAGCAACCUCGGCUCACAUUCACCACCAGCAGCAUCCAAGAAACAGAGAAGAACAGAAGAGAGCAGAACAGAGCAAAGGGAAUGGAAUGGAUCAUUAAGAGAGAGAUGAUGAUGAGUGAGCAGUGAGCAGCUGCCGACGGAAAGAAGCCAUCAUUAGGCACCAAAUGCAGCAUGCACAUGCUUAGCAGCAUCAGCUGCUGCCGGCCAGGGGAGACAAGAAAACAGAGGAGAAGAAGAAGAAGAAGAGGAAAGCCAUCGUCAUCAUCGUGUCGUGAUUAGAAUCCGGCCAUGUCGACAGCAGAAGCAGCCGUGUGGAGGGGCCAUGGCAGCAGCAACAUCACGCGGCAAAUCCUCAAGUGCACGAGGUGGCAGCUGGAGGAGACCACGGACUUCAUCACAUGCCCCUACCACUACUACUGCGACAGCGCCUACCCCGGCGACUACUCCCCCGCCGUCGGCGCGCUCGUCGCCGCCUUCGCCGCGUACUGCCUCGUUUCCGCCGCCGCAUUCGCCGUACUGGACAUCGGCAGGGCCGGCGGCGGCGGCGGGAGGAAUAGGCGGAAGUACAUGGUGCCGUCGGGCCCAUUCUUGCUGCCGGUGGUGCUCCUGGCGCUCGCCAAGGGGCAGCGGAUCAACGCCGUGUUCCCGCUCGCGCAGCUCGGCCCGGCAUUGCUGCUGACGCUGCAGGCGUCGGCGCUGGCUUUCCGGAACGAGGCCGACGGCGACCUCCGGUACGCGGUGCUGGAGGCGUCCACCGUGUCCGGGAUCCUUCACGCCAGCCUCUACCUCGACGCCGUCGUUCUGCCGUACUACACCGGCACCGACGCGCUCCGGUGGUCGCGGUUCUCCGGCGAGUGCGCCACAUGCCUCUGCCGGAUGGACCCGCUCGUCGUCGGCGGCCGGACGGUGCUCUACCGGGGCCUGUCCAAGACGGCUCUCGCCAUCAUCUUCGCGCUCUGCUCCCGGAUGGUGUGCCGGAUCUACGGCGAGGAGCGGGUCAGCGCGUGGACGCGGUCGGCGCUGGAGGCCGCGAGCUGGGUGUUCGUCGCCGGCGACGCCGUGUACCUCGCCGGGUGGGCGUUCGCGGAGGGCGCCGCGGCGAGCGUCGCGGCGUACGCUCUCGUGGCCGGCCUGGUGUUCCUGUGCAUUUUUGGUAAGGUGUACAAGUUCUUGGCUUGGAUGGAGACGAGGCAGGUGCAGUGGAAACCAAGCGUCAGCUGCCACAGUAAUGUGGUUUGAUCAUUAAUUUCUUUUCUUUUUUCGUUUUUUGGAUCGAGUUGUUUCUUUCUUUGAUUCACAGGAAAUUGUAAAGCAUAAAUGCAUAAUAACCCAUUAAUUCAGGUUUUGUGUGUAUAACAAGGAAAAGAGAUUUAACACUGCAUAUAUGCUGUGGAGAUUUGCAUUUCUAACGUAUUCCGCAAAACUCUGGAGAUUUUUUA